AUUAUAGCAUAGCAGCAACAGUACCCCGUCCUCACCAGAAAUGGAGGAGAAUUCCAUGAUUUUUUGUCUUCCUCUGGUGCUAGCAAACUGCUGAUUUUAUGUUCACCAAAAUACAAACCCUUCCUUUUAGUGAGAAAACCAACAAGAACAAAAGUCCUGGAAAGAAACAGGGAGAUUGGAAAGGGCGGAAAAAGGACAGAAAGACAAUCUAACUUUGCAAAACUAUUUCUUUAAUCUUUUCAGUUUCGAUGUCAAAUAUCACAGGUGAUGAAGGGAGCUUCUCUUCAGGAAAUACUGGAGAAGAAGUCCAACAGCUCCAAGGAAAGCAGCAGCAGCAGGCACGAAACCACUUACAUGGCUCGGACUCGGUGGCUGCAACAAACAGCAAUGGGUCUACCUCCCAACAGCCGGUUAAGAAGAAAAGAAAUCUUCCAGGAACUCCAGGCAAAGUCAACCAGAAAUCUGAAUUAAAAUUACUAAUUAACUGGUCUAACUCUUAUGAAUCAGAUCCCACUGCUGAAGUCGUGGCUUUAUCACCAACGACACUUAUGGCAACAAACCGUUUUGUGUGUGAGAUAUGCAACAAAGGGUUCCAAAGGGACCAAAACCUGCAAUUGCAUAGGAGAGGCCAUAAUCUGCCAUGGAAGCUCAGGCAAAGAACUACCACUGAGGUGAGGAAAAAGGUCUACAUAUGCCCUGAGCCAACAUGUGUUCACCACAACCCGGCUCGUGCAUUAGGAGAUCUAACUGGCAUUAAGAAGCAUUUUAGCCGAAAACAUGGCGAGAAGAAAUGGAAAUGUGACAAGUGCUCGAAGAAAUAUGCAGUACAAUCUGAUUGGAAAGCUCAUCAAAAGACUUGUGGUACGAGGGAAUACAAAUGUGAUUGUGGAACCAUCUUUUCAAGAAGAGAUAGCUUCAUCACCCACAGAGCUUUCUGUGAUGCAUUAGCAGAAGAAAACAACAAAGUAAACCAAGGAGUAAUGGCCAACAUGGGGUCAAACUUGCAAAACCAAAUUCCAGAGCUCAUGUCUUCGAUGCCCUUAAGCGCCAACACCAGCACAUCUAUUGGAAUUCCAGACUUCAACUGCUUCGACCCUAAGAACCCUCUCAAAUCUCUCCCUCAAGAACUCGUUCCAAUUCCAUUCAAGUCCAUGAACAUGGCAGGAGGCAUGUUUUCGAGCAGCUCGGGCACUCUCUUUGGCAGUCCAAGAAGCAUUUCCUCAACUUCCAGCCUCCAACUCAGUUCCAAUGGCUCAUCCGGCUUACAUUAUCUUCAAGAUAACAAAAACGGAUGCCAAAUUUCGGCCACUGCUCACAUGUCAGCAACAGCCUUGUUGCAAAAAGCAGCACAAAUGGGUGCCACCGCUAGCAAUAAUAUUAACUCCCCCAUGAUGCAAAAGAGCUUUGCCAGCAGCAUGGCAGGUCCUGACCAGCUUUCUUCUAUAAGAUCAUCAACUUAUGGUGGAAUUCAGCAGCAUAACACCUCCUAUGAUGACCUCCCGCCACAGGCUUCGGAUCAAACUAGCAUGGCUGGAAUGAUCAAUGGCGUUGGAGGAUUUAAUAACCAGCCCUUGCAAAGAGGGCCACAAGAAAUGUCGCAGAUUUUUGACACAGCUGGUACAGGUAGCUCAGCAAUGAACGAUAUGGCAAUGUUUGCAAGUAUGUUCAUGAGUAACGACCAAAAUCCAGGGUUCAUAAAAAAUAUGGAACAGGAGGAUAGUGGCAAUUCUGGAUUGAUGCACGGAAGGAAUGCAUUAAUGGAGCGGAAUCCAACAGGACCUUCAAGGUUUGCUGGUACGCCUAUUGAAGGUGGUGACAUGAUGACUCGUGACUUCAUGGGGAUUGGAGGAGCAAGGCCAACAAAUUUUCAGGAUCAACAGCAGCAGCAGCACCAACCGAGAUUGGAAAUGGAAGCAAUGAGCCAGCAGCAAAGAAUGCAAAUGAUGAAUCCCUAUCAUCAACAACAACAGUCCUCACUUAGGGAACCAGCUAUGGAAAAACCUUCUUCUAUAUGGGAUGUUUGACACUUUUAGUAUAUUAGCUUCUUUCGGUAUCCAUCAUUUCAUGGAGCUAUUCGCCCAUGGCUAGUAGAAGCCGAUCUUAUUGCACUUUUGUGCGGUUAGGCGGUUUCGGCCACAAAACUUUGAGGAAUCAAGGAUAUAAAAUGCGCUUUGAAAGGCUCCACACCCA
Populus nigra (black poplar) is the source of this 2190-nucleotide messenger RNA. Its product is annotated as zinc finger protein GAI-ASSOCIATED FACTOR 1-like. Gene Ontology annotation, molecular function: DNA-binding transcription factor activity. Lineage: Eukaryota; Viridiplantae; Streptophyta; Magnoliopsida; Malpighiales; Salicaceae. The record is from RefSeq and is a predicted model, not a curated record. Bases 249 to 2024 code for a protein of 591 amino acids. The transcript is spliced from 3 exons. Gene Ontology annotation, cellular component: nucleus.